UCUCCAUGAAAAAAUAAGCAGAAAUGGAGGCUUUCAAAGCUGUGGGUUUACUCAUAUUUGGAGCACUCAUUUUAGUGUUUAAACUGGGUUACUUCCUCAGAUUCAUUUGGAGGAGAGUAACGAAAAAGAAACCAUCUUCUCUUAUAUAUCCUUUAACUGAUAUAUUCCAAAAGGUAUCAUACAAAGACCUGUAUAAUGCAACAGAUGGUUUCUCGGUUGGAAACUUAGUUGCGGUUGGAGGUUACGGUUCCGUAUACGUAGGAUUUCUAAGACUAAACGAGCAGGAGAUAAUAACAGUUGUCGCAGUUAAAGUUAUAGAUCUUCAUAAAAGAGGAGCUCUAAAAAGUUUCAUGGCGGAAUGUGAAGCACUGAGAUGUAUUCGACAUCGAAAUGUCAUGAAGGUAUUGACUACUUGUUCUAGUGUUGAUUUUAAGGGAAACGAAUUCAAAGCUCUAGUUUUCGAGUUCAUGCCUAAUGGGAGUCUUGACAAAUGGUUGCACCCAACGGCAUAUCAUGGUCAGCUCCAGAGGUCUACAAAAAGAUCAUUGAAAUUUAUGGAGAGGUUAAAUGUAGCCGUUGAAGUUGCUUCUGUAUCAAAUUAUCUUCAUCACCAUUGCCAAACACCAAUCGUUCAUUGUGAUCUGAAGCCGAGUAAUGUUUUGCUUGACGACAACAUGAACAGUCUUGUCACCGAUUUUGGAUCAGCGAAAUUUCUUCAUGAAGAAAAGCAUGCGUACAAUACUUCAGUCGGAUACAGGGGCUCGGUUGGAUAUGCCGCUCUAGAAUAUGGUUUGGGUAAGAAGGUCACCACAAGUGGAGACGUUUACAGCUUUGGGAUCAUGUUGCUAGAGGUGUUUAUAGGAAGGCGACCCACCGACGGUAUAUUCAAGGAUGGCCUUACCCUUCACAGCUUUGCGAAGACGGCUCUUCUGAGGAAUCAAGUUAUGCAGAUUGUUGAUCCAACACUACUUGUUCUUUAUGAUGACCAAGUUUCGCUUAAUGGCGUAUUAAGCGCCUCACUGUGUGAAGCUUUGACAGGAAUUGUUAAACUUGGCGUCAUGUGUUCGGCUGAGUCACCCAAAGAACGGACGAAAAUGGAGAUGGUUGUAAAAGAGUUGCAAUUGAUCAAGAGUAAAUAUCUUUUGACAGCCUCAAUUAUUGAGAUUGAUUCGGCCAUCCGGCAAGGCGCGGGUGUAAGCUUGGUUGACUCGACUCAGCCUAGAAGUAUAAGGCAAGUUUGAAAACAAAUGCUUAUUCUUCUAGUAAAACUCUAAAUUGUAAGGGAAACUAGCCAGCUAGAUCCUAGAUGUUCAAGAUUAUGUGGUUAAAACUUAAAAGGAACAUCUUUUUGUUU
Molecule: messenger RNA, 1354 nt
Organism: Papaver somniferum (opium poppy)
Lineage: Eukaryota; Viridiplantae; Streptophyta; Magnoliopsida; Ranunculales; Papaveraceae
Product: probable LRR receptor-like serine/threonine-protein kinase At3g47570
Exons: 1
Coding region: 24-1241 (405 amino acids)
Biological process (GO): protein phosphorylation
Molecular function (GO): protein kinase activity; ATP binding
Source: RefSeq, a predicted model, not a curated record